CAAAGAAUUUAGUAACUCUGCGAACAACGAAAUGAACAACGCUCGAGCCGCAAUCGUCGCUGGCCUUUUUCUGCUGGGCAUCUGCGCCGUAGAUGCAGACCCGCUGGAUGGCCGCAUUGUGGGCGGCGUGGAUACCUCCAACUACUUUGCCAAAUAUGUGGUACAGCUGCGCAAACGCAGCUCCACCAACAGCGCCUAUGCGCAGUCCUGCGGCGGAUGCGUUCUCGACAGCCGCACAAUUGUGACCGCUGCCCAUUGCGUGUACAACCGGCAGGCGGAGAACUUCAUGGUGGUGGCCGGGACCGAGAACCGGGCUGGAAUGGACGGCGUGGUGGUGCGCGUGGAGAAACUCAUUCCUCACGAGAACUACAAUGCCACCACAACGGAUAACGACAUUGCUCUGGUGAUCGUCUCUCCGCCGCUGCCCCUGACGGAUGCCAGCAGGAUUGAAGCGAUUGCAGCAGCCACAGAGCAGCCGCCAGUGGGCGCAGUGGCCAGUGUCAGCGGCUGGGGCUACACCCAAGAGGGUGGCCUGUCCUCCAACAAGCUGAAGCAGGUGCAGGUUCCGCUCGUGGACAGCGUCCAGUGCCAGGAGACCUACUACUGGCGACCCAUCAGCGAGGCAAUGCUCUGUGCCGGACUGCCCGAGGGCGGGAAGGAUGCCUGCCAGGGGGACUCGGGUGGCCCGCUGGUCGUCGACAAUCGGCUCGUGGGCAUCGUGUCCUGGGGCAAUGGCUGUGCCCGGCCCAACACUCCCGGUGUCUAUGCGAAUGUGGCCCACUUCAAGGACUGGAUCGCCAAGCAGCGGGCAACGUAUGCGUAGGCAAGGGGUUCCAGGCUGCGAUCUCUGUUUCCAUAUUCGCACUAAAACAUUUCAAUAAAUAAAACUAUAAUUUAAUUAAUUAA
Drosophila obscura is the source of this 906-nucleotide messenger RNA. Its product is annotated as trypsin eta. The coding region runs from base 32 to 823 and encodes 263 amino acids. Gene Ontology annotation, biological process: proteolysis. NCBI's taxonomy places the organism in Eukaryota, Metazoa, Arthropoda, Insecta, Diptera, Drosophilidae. The transcript has a single exon. Gene Ontology annotation, molecular function: serine-type endopeptidase activity. The record is from RefSeq and is a predicted model, not a curated record.